Saccharomycodes ludwigii is the source of this 942-nucleotide messenger RNA. It is a transcript of the gene ERG25, whose product is annotated as methylsterol monooxygenase. Gene Ontology annotation, biological process: ergosterol biosynthetic process. The transcript has a single exon. Gene Ontology annotation, molecular function: iron ion binding; C-4 methylsterol oxidase activity. Lineage: Eukaryota; Fungi; Ascomycota; Saccharomycetes; Saccharomycodales; Saccharomycodaceae. The coding region runs from base 1 to 942 and encodes 313 amino acids. The record is from RefSeq and is a predicted model, not a curated record.
AUGUCUUCUGUCUUUAGUGCUAACUCCACAUUGUACCACCAAUUAGCAAAUAUUGAUGGUACAAAAACUUUUACUCAAGUCUUAUCCAAUAUUAAGGCUGUCCAGCCACAAUUAAAUAUAAUCGAACAAUACUGGGCCUCAUGGUACUGUUACAUGAACAAUGACGUUUUGGCCACUGGUUUAAUGUUUUUCAUAUUGCACGAAUUUAUGUAUUUUUCAAGAUCUUUGCCAUGGUUCAUUGUCGACUGUAUUCCCUUUUUCAGAAGAUGGAAGUUACAACCAACAAAAAUCCCAACUGCUAGAGAACACUGGCAUUGUUUGAAGAGUGUUUUACUAUCCCAUUUCCUUGUUGAAGCCAUCCCAAUCUGGACAUUCCACCCAAUGUGUGAACAAUUGGGUAUUACCAUGGAAGUACCAUUUCCAUCUUGGAAAACUAUGGCUUUUGAAAUUUCAUUAUUUUUCGUUUUAGAAGAUAUAUGGCAUUAUUGGUUCCAUAGAUUAUUUCACUACGGCGUAUUUUAUAAGUACAUCCACAAACAACAUCAUCGUUAUGCUGCUCCAUUCGGUUUAACUGCAGAAUAUGCUCAUCCAGUCGAAACUCUAUCUCUAGGUUUCGGUACCGUUGGUAUGCCCAUUAUUUAUUGUAUUUAUACUGGUAAAUUGCACUUGUUUACUUUAUGUUUGUGGAUCACUUUAAGAUUGUUCCAAGCAGUCGACUCUCAUUCUGGUUAUGAUUUCCCAUGGAGUUUGAAUAAAUUCAUUCCAUUCUGGGCUGGUGCUGAGCAUCACGAUUUGCAUCAUCAUUACUUUAUUGGUAAUUAUGCUUCCUCCUUUAGAUGGUGGGAUUACACUAUGGACACUGAAUCUGGUCCAGAAGCUAAAGCUGAGAGAGAAGAAAGAAUGAGAUUAAAGGCUGAAAAGAAAGCUAAAAAGGAUUUGUAA